CAUAAAACACACGAGCGGCGUAACACUUAACAUAGUGAUUUAUUUGAAUUCCCACACGUCCAAGAAGAAGGAGAAGGGAUGGAGUCCAACCAGGAGAGGUCUCCACCUCCCCUUCCUGACGUCAUGCGCCAAAGCUGGAGCUCUUGCACGACUGGAUCAGUUCACUACAGCUCGGCUCGGCUCUGACUGUCUCUCUCUAUGCACACUGCCAGGGCUGAGCGUGGAGUGUGCAAAGGAGGGACUACACGAGCUGGAGGGGAAUAACACUUUGGAUUUGGAUACACACUGGAAAACUACCAAGCGAGCGGGUUCCUUGUCUCACGCAUUGCAUACGUCGUUUUCUCCCCCCGUCGCUUGAGGUCGGAUUGCGGCGAGAAUGGAGCUCCCUGCCGCCGGGGAGCACGUCUUUGCGGUGGAGGGCAUCGAAAAGAAGCGCAUUCGGAAGGGGAAGAUUGAGUACCUGGUCAAGUGGCGGGGAUGGUCGCCCAAAUACAACACUUGGGAGCCAGAGGAAAACAUCCUCGACCCGAGGCUGCUCGUCGCAUUUCAAUACAGGGAGAGGCAGGAGCAGCUGAUGGGAUAUCGCAAACGGGGGCCCAAACCAAAACAUCUUCUGCUACAGGUUCCCUCAUUUGCCCGGAGAUCGAGUGUCCCCGAAGGCUUUGAGGACAACUCACCGGAUGUAGAAGACAGCCCCAAGUCUGAUUCCAUCCCGGUCCAGCGUCCCCAGCCGAAGCAGUACCAGCUGAACAGCAAGAAGCACCAUCAGUACCAGCCUAACAGCCAGGAGGUACCCGUUGAACAGCUUGCAAACAGCAAGAAGAAGUACAUAUACCAGCUUAACAGCAAGAAGCACCACCACUACGAGCCGGACCCAAACAUGUAUGAUGUUCAGGCUUCAAGGCUUAAGAAGGUGGUCAAAGUUCAGGAGGCAGCCAGUAAACCUGCCAACCCUGGAUGGAACCUACCUCUGGCACUGCAGCAGAAAUGGGUUCGCGACAAAGAGACAGGCUGCUUGAGUAAAGUCAAAGAACUAGCAGUCGAGGUGAGAAAACCUGCUCCCAAAGACGCUGAAAGUGAACAAGCUCUUAAACCUAAUCCUAAGGAUGCAACGCUCCCAAGCUCUGUUAGCAGCAAAAUGAAGAUAAUCAAGAACAAAAACAAGAAUGGACGUAUCGUUAUUGUCAUGAGCAAGUAUAUGGACGGUAAUAAGGUUCACGGAGCCAAAGGCAAACAUGGGGAAUCUUCAAGCGCAGAGAAAACCCAAAGUGGCCAACCGGCGGAAAGCAAUCCCGCGCACAGAACCAAAUUAAUGGAGAAUGGUCUACCCAAAGAGAUCUGCAGCAGCAGUGCCCUCCCCGCUGCAGAACACCCCCAAAAGUGCUCCCCAAAGGACAGACAUUUCUUCAAGCCUUCACCGAGCACAGCAGAGGAAUAUAACACAGAAGUCGCCCGGGGUCAGGCCGACUUACCUGAUGAUCUACCGCUCCAGCUGACCGCCAGCUCGCCCCCAACGUCUUGGCCGGCUGACAGCAACAUCCCGACGCCUACAAUUAUGCACCACAUCCGGAUUCCGUCAUACUCCAGCAGCCGGAAGAGGAAACUCUCAGAGCCUGCGGAUGAGCGUAGGGUUUCCAAAACUUUGUUGGCUUCCAGAAGCCUCAGCGUUUCCAGCACUGCGGUCGCUCCGCCUCAAGACAGACCAAUGGACCUCCACUGCACUGGACACUUUGGUGUGUAUGAUGCAAUAGACAGCAGUUGCCAGGAGGAGCCCAUGGAUUUGAGCUGCCCAAAGACAAAGAGGCAGGCAGAGCUGGAAACCACAUCUGAUACACGGCCUGAACUUCAACCCCAACCUGAACCUACUCCCCUACCUGAGCCUAUUACCCAACCUGAUCAGACUGAACCGCAACCUGAACCCCAACUUCAACCCCAACCAGUGGAAAACCAUGUCCAAAAUCCACCUGCAACAAUCGAGAACCUGCAGAGGAAGACAAAAAAGAUCUCUCCUUUUAUGGGAAAUAUUAUCAUCACUGACGUCACCACAAACAGUCUCACUGUCACCUUCAAGGAGUACGUCUCUUUCUAAGGAAGCCGCUGACUGAAAUUGUACAUACUGUAAAAACAUUAGAGAUUUUGUAAAUAUGCAAAGUUAUAAUUUAUAAUUGAAAUUUAAUAUGUUUCUUACAAUGUUUUAUACUGUAACUCUGAAACGUAGCCAAGCAAGUGCCCUCGAGGAUUUGAGUGAAUACACGAAACCAGAUGUAUUCUACUUAAAAAAGAAAACUGAACUGUCUAUAUGCUGUUGUUUCAUACCUGAACCAAAUUUCUAAUCUCAGAUGUAUGAAGGUUUAUACAUAUUUUGUAUGGAUACAAUGGAUUAUUUGGGGGACGUGGUGCAUGUUAAGGAGGAACUCGCUUGGUCGAUUGGAUCAAAUUGAAAGCACUUAUUGGUUUCCAUUGAUGGCGAUAGAAGGCCAAUCCAAUUUAAUUGGGAGGGUUGGCAGCAAUCAUUUUUCAAUGGCAGCCAAUCAGUUAAGUGUGUUGAAGUGAUUAAUUAAUCAUUUCUCAAGAAAGUGUGGUUAUAUGUGCAUCUUUUAUUACCCAUUAUUGUCGGGCACCCUUUAAUCACCAUCGUGGGAUGUAAAUUAGCGCUGCCACGAUUUACUCAUUAGCUGCCAUUCACGGAACCAGAUGUCCAAACCAUUAAAAUCAAAAUUGAUUCGACGUGUAGCAUCGUCAAUGGCACUUAAAGAUGAGCAUUCCCAGGCAGUCUUUCCAGUUUAAAUGAAUUGGACAACUGACAAUGUCAAUGACAGGCAAUGAGUUAAUGGACUUAUCGACUAUCAAAUUAAACAACAACUAUUUUGAUAAUCAAUCGAGAAGUCCUUUGCCUAAAAACGGUGCCUCUAGAGACUAAAUAUUAGCCCUCGAUGAAAGAGGAUUGAUUAUCUUUGCAAAGAGCUCCUAUUACUAUGUGAAACAAUUCAGUAAUGUAGUUGCAUAGUAUUCAUAAUCCAACUAUUCUCAGUUUUUGGUUACAAUGAACAUUUACAGCAAAACGGUUAAGCCUAGAAUAAUUUAACAACAAAUAAUAUGAUUUAUAUAAGCUGAUUAGUCGACUAAUCACAAAAAUAAUCAGUGAUUAGUAGACAAUCAAAAUAUUCGGUUGUGGCCGCCCUUAUGUAAAGGUGCCUCGGAAAUUGCCCCAAAUAAAGUACUACUACAUUGAUGACAUUCAUCCAUCCAUCAAACAUGUGAUUCACAAACUAUGAAAGACCUUAUUAGCGUUGUUCAUCUCAGUUCUUUGUUUAAGCUUCUGAAUAUUACAUGUUCUGCAAAGGCAUGUGAUUGCUGUUUGUUAGGGGGUCGCUAAUUACCCAUAAAAUGUGACUCAUCUACGCUUUGGUAUAUAGAUUCAAAACAAUCGAUAGUGCGCGCUGGCCGUUUUGUUGAUGCUGCUUCAAAUGCAUAUGUGUUGGAUGUACAGUGGGAUUCCCCUUCCAUACGCACACUGAAUGCAAAACCAGUAGAUGAAUGCUGAAAUUGUAUACGUGAAUGAAACGGAAGAGAUCAUAUUUAUUCAAUUCGUCACAGAGUUGCAAGCGAGCUUUUAACAAAUGUUUUGUGUUUCUGUCAAUUUUUUUCUUUGUUUUGCUUGAAUUUGUUGAUCCUUUGCACUUGGUUACAAGGAUUGUCAUGAAGUUGGCGUUGGGAGUCUGUUGGCUUACUGCUGUUGGCACAGUUUCACAAUAAAGAAAGAAGUUCCUAGUAAUGGUGGGCUCUUAUUUAUUUGAAGGUUUUCAAAUAUGACUUGUAAAUAUGAAAGGAGUGUUGGAAGCAGCACUGCCAAAUUGGAUUUUCCCCUUAACUCAAACUUUCACUGAUGUUCGUAUUUUUUGUAUAAGUUUUUAUACAUGGUUGCAAUUAAAAACACCCCCCUGAAAAUGUGUGGUUCUUCA
Messenger RNA from Corythoichthys intestinalis (scribbled pipefish), 3962 nucleotides. It is a transcript of the gene cbx4, whose product is annotated as chromobox homolog 4 (Pc class homolog, Drosophila). Gene Ontology annotation, cellular component: PRC1 complex. The coding region runs from base 377 to 2089 and encodes 570 amino acids. The transcript is spliced from 5 exons. Lineage: Eukaryota; Metazoa; Chordata; Actinopteri; Syngnathiformes; Syngnathidae. Gene Ontology annotation, molecular function: SUMO binding; SUMO ligase activity. The record is from RefSeq and is a predicted model, not a curated record. Gene Ontology annotation, biological process: negative regulation of transcription by RNA polymerase II; protein sumoylation.